This is a messenger RNA of Lacerta agilis (Sand lizard), 1649 nucleotides long. RefSeq names its product TEF transcription factor, PAR bZIP family member (gene TEF). The transcript has 5 exons. Lineage: Eukaryota; Metazoa; Chordata; Lepidosauria; Squamata; Lacertidae. The record is from RefSeq and is a predicted model, not a curated record. Gene Ontology annotation, biological process: regulation of transcription by RNA polymerase II. Gene Ontology annotation, cellular component: nucleus. Bases 74 to 991 code for a protein of 305 amino acids. Gene Ontology annotation, molecular function: DNA-binding transcription factor activity, RNA polymerase II-specific; RNA polymerase II cis-regulatory region sequence-specific DNA binding.
UCAGGGCCUUCACGGGGAGGGUGGGGGUGUCUCGGAAGCCGCCGCCGCCGCUCGCCGACCGCUUGGUUAUAGUAUGUCCAGCCGUGCCGUGCACCAGGAAGCGGCGGCGGGGACCGCGGGAGCCGCGCAGCAAGAGCGGGGCCUGGCGGGCGCCUUCCCCUUGGUGCUGAAGAAGCUGAUGGAAAACCCGCCGCGGGACACGCGCCUCGAUAAAGAGAAGAAGGAAAAACUUGAGGAAGAUGAAGCGGCAGCUGCUAGUACAAUGGCAGUCUCUGCCUCCCUCAUGCCUCCCAUCUGGGACAAAACAAUUCCUUAUGAUGGGGAGUCUUUCCACCUGGAGUACAUGGAUCUGGAUGAGUUCCUGUUGGAGAAUGGAAUCCCUUCCAGUCCUACUCACCUGGAUCUGAACCAGAACCCACUGCUGCCUGUGGCUGAGUUGGAAGGAAAAGAACCUGCCAGUGUUUCUGCUGCUACCACCCCACUCUCAUCAUCUUCCACAGUGGUUUUCCAGCCAUCAGAAACUACCACAAGUGCAGAAUCCUCACCAGAUAACGAGAGACUGACUCCCAGCCCUGUUGAUCCCGAGUGUGUUGAGGUUGAUGUGAAUUUCAACCCUGACCCUGCUGAUUUAGUGCUGUCCAGUGUUCCAGGAGGUGAGCUCUUCAACCCUAGAAAGCAUAAGUUUGCUGAAGAGGACCUGAAACCACAGCCCAUGAUUAAAAAAGCCAAGAAAGUCUUUGUCCCGGAAGACCAAAAGGAUGAAAAAUAUUGGACUAGACGGAAGAAGAAUAAUGUGGCAGCCAAACGAUCUCGUGAUGCUCGUCGCCUGAAAGAGAACCAGAUCACAGUCCGAGCUGCCUUUCUGGAGAAGGAGAAUACAGCUCUGAGGACCGAGGUGGCAGAGCUGCGAAAGGAAAUGGGAAAAUGCAAGAACAUUGUCUCUAAAUAUGAGAGCAGAUAUGGACCCUUUGACUUAUCCGAUUCCGAGUGAUGCAACUUUAAAGACUCUUAAAAUCACAAAGAAACUAAAAACUACACAUGAAACCACCUGCCAUCAGAAUGAAUAGUGAAAAUGUGAGGUGUUCCACAACUGAUGAUGACCCUGCUUGCCUGCAAGUACCUCCCUCUGAACUACUCAAGGGCUGAGCAUGAUGAAAAGACCAAGGUCUCUAAGGGUACAUUUCUUGUUGUACUGCUGUAUUUCCUUGUACCCACAACAUGCAGUACAGUUAUUAACUCUUUUCAAUGACACUUGGUGCUCGUGUCCUUGAGUUCAGUUUGAAUAAUCAGUGGUGAUCCUUUAUUGGGAGAAAGGGGCAGGUAUUAAGGGAAUAUAACUAUAAUUAUUCAAUAUUUCCUUCUGUGUUUUCUUUUUCAUAUCUGUUCUGUGCUUCAGAAUGGAUAUCAAUAUUGCAUCUAAAUUCUGUUAAUCUAUUGUAUCUUGUACUGUUGGAACAGAAACAGAAUAUGUGGAAAACAAAUUAAAAAGAAAUAUGUUUUGGUGCAAUAUACAACCAACAUAUCAGUUAAAAUAGAAGUAAUGGGAAAUAACACGUACCCCAAGAUGCACUAUAUCUUAACAAAUGCUAGCAAGUUAGAUGCACCUUAUUUUCUCGGCUGAUUAAAGCUGACACUCACUUUCUGAAAUU